Hydractinia symbiolongicarpus is the source of this 2788-nucleotide messenger RNA. RefSeq names its product hemicentin-1-like. Gene Ontology annotation, cellular component: axon; plasma membrane. Gene Ontology annotation, biological process: axon guidance; homophilic cell-cell adhesion; dendrite self-avoidance. Bases 89 to 2476 code for a protein of 795 amino acids. The record is from RefSeq and is a predicted model, not a curated record. Gene Ontology annotation, molecular function: cell-cell adhesion mediator activity. The transcript is spliced from 11 exons. NCBI's taxonomy places the organism in Eukaryota, Metazoa, Cnidaria, Hydrozoa, Anthoathecata, Hydractiniidae.
AUGAAUUAUGAUUAUAUUAGCUUGAGAAAGAACACGCCACGAAAGUAAAAGUGGAGCUGAUACAUUUGAGUAACAUUGAUUUUUUGUCAUGCUUUUGAUUAAAUUUGUGGUGUUUUUCUUGCUUCAAAGAGAACUUGUUGCUACUCCUGGAUUCACAAGCGUACCUGGCAGGAUAAUAUAUGUUAGUGCUGGUGAUAAAGCUGUAAUGAAAUGGACAUUUGAAACUGACCAAACAUUCUUGCGUGCACGUUGGGGACUUUUUAAUAAAGCAGAGAACAGAAUAAUUGUUGUGUAUAUUUCAAAAAAGGAACAAAAAGACGUGGAACUGUAUGAUAACAGAAUUAAAUAUCAAAACGGCGCAAUGAUAGUGGAGCAGGCUUCUUUGAGUGAUAGUGGGUGGUAUCGAUGUGAAUUAGAUUAUCAAGAAGUCGCAGCACCAAUUGUUAAUGAUACACAACUUAUUGUGACAGAUUUGAAUGAGAUUGCAAGCAAUGCAACUCAAUUUGAAGUAGUUGAAAAUUCAACACUCACUCUUCAUCUAAAUGUAACUGGAUCACCCAAACCUGUCAUUAACUGGUACUUCAAUGGUGCUCCACUGCGAGAAAAACAUGAAUCUUCGGUGAUUGAACACCCUUCCUCAAUCUACCAGCUAAUACUACGAAUCAACAUUACAUCACACGCAAACAACUUUGGUUAUUAUCAACCUCGAAUUGAGUUUCCAGGAGCAACUUCAAAACAACUGCAAAAAUUUGAAGUAAAAGUAAGAUACAUGCCCUCCACUGCCAACUUUACUGUUAACAACACACUUAAAGACAAUCAUACGAUCAAAUCGGGAGAGCAGGUAAUAAUAAAAUGUGUAGUGUCAUCAUACCCAGCAUCAAAUUACGUAAUUAGAAAAAAUGGAAGCUUAAUUCUAAAUGACACGACUGGUCAACAUAUCAUUAAGUAUAUGACGUUUCAUGAUGAAGGUUGGUACACAUGCUUUGCAAGGAAUGGAAUUGGAGAGGGUAUAACAACACGUCUAUAUCUUACGUACGGAGUGCUGCCACGUUUCUUGAACAGUAACAGAUCCUCAGAUAUACCAUCUGGUGAAAACAUGAAGCUAGUCUUUAAUAUUACAUCGAAACCUCGACCAGAAAUUACCUUUCAAUUUAACGGAAAGUCAUUACAUCGUGAGUUUGAAAGAAAUGACGAAGAAUCAGUCAUGUUUUAUACAGCCACUCUUAUCGUGAAGAAUGCACUUCCAGAGGACCAUGGUAUUUUUACUUGUCAUGCUGUGAAUGAAAUUGGAGAAGCAGUAUCCUUCUUUAAUUUGAAUGUUUUAUAUACUCUUCAAUUUCCUGCCAAUGGUAAGCCAAAGAAUUUAACUGGAAUUCUCACCAACAACAUCACAAUACCUUGCGAAGCCAUCAUAAAUCCUGGUGAUGUUCUGUACACGUGGUUAUUUAACAAUAAAACAAUAUCCUCUCAUAUCAACAAAAAUUAUGGCAAUCUAACGUUACAAAGUUUGAAACACACUCAUCAGGGAUUUUAUACAUGCGUAGCAAGCAGUAGGAAUAAUGUAAUUGAGGCUUCGAGCUACUUGAAUAUUAUAGUGUCACCAAACAUCACUUAUAUAUCUAAAGACACAAUACUUAGUACGGAUAAUAUUGGAGAUUUUAAGUGUGAAGCCAGCGGCUCGCCACCGCCGCAAAUAUUGUGGAGAAGAAAUGACUCAAACUUGGUCAUUCACGAAGGAGAAAGAUUAACUUUUUUCCCAGCAGAAACAGAUUUGGGAAAAAUAUAUUUUGAAUGUGAAGCAACUAGCAUCGCUGGAUCUCAAAAGAAAACCAUUCUGGUUGCUGUGAUAGCACCAACUAAAGAUUCACCUACUGAUGAUAAAGCGGGUUGGCUGAUACCACUUCUGAUUGGAAUUUCUCUGCUGUUGUUGUUAAUUUUGUUUGCUUUCUUUAUCAGACGAAAAUUAAAAGGACAAAAGAAGGACACAGAAAGCGUUACAAAGUCAGAAGAAACUGAGAUCUUCUCUGAUCGAUCAGAAAGAAGAGAGACAACAAAUCAACGAGACAAGUUAACGCUAAACCCUAUGUUUCAAGACGGGGAAAACCACAUACAAGCUAUGUACCCUGUUUAUCUACCAAGAGAAAUCGAGUCAAGCAACAUGCAAAUACUAAGCGUGCAACGAUUUCAAGGGGAGCCAGCUCCGUGGCCAGGUUCUGAAGGAACGCGAAAGGAAGAGAUGACAGUUGAAAUGCUGUUUGGUGACGAAGAAGAGAAGUAUGACCGACAGAAGAGUUUACUCAUCACAAAAUCGUUUGUAAAUGAAGGAUUUAAGAACGAGGAAAUUAAAUCGAACGGCAGAGUGGUGGAAGGUGAAUACAAACAAGAACUGGAAGAAAUAGAUUUUGAAAUUGAAAAUGAAAACGAUAUUGAUGAAAAUGUUGAUCAAUAUGUUGAUGAUUUGUUUGAUUUUCGCUGAUAGCUCAUUGGUCAAUUGUUCAAUGUAAUUGCAUGUGAUUGGCUGAUUCAUAAGAAAUACAGAAAACAAGCAGAUAUACAACAAUCCACUUAACAUUUUGUCCAAACACGUGAAACAAAACUCUAUUCAGCUUAUAGUAAUUCUUCAAAUUCUACGAGAAUUGGUAGGUGGAAGAAGCGAAUGAUUUACCAGAGGAAUGAUUUGGAGCGAAAAAAUCUAGGUAAAUAUAAGAAGCUGCGUUGUGACGUAAAAAUUCCGAAACAAAACAAUAGUUGGAAAUCUUUUUUGAGUAAUAUAAAAUAAAAGGAUAAA